GCCAAUAGUUACGGAGAUUGAGAAGAGAAUCUUGACAUGCUCUUUCCCAUCGCUGCUUCAAGUCACGGCGGUGGCAGCGUUUGAGAUGCUUUCUAUUUUCAGGAUUUAAAAAGGAUUUACAUCGCAGGCGCUUUCAUCACAUUUUAGUGCGUGUGGCCUUUACCGUGGCCAUGGUACGAAAAAAGGCUCUUUGGCAAUAUAAGCAAAUCAACGACGGAUUAUUUUUGGAAAUGGGUUUUGCCUUCAGCUAUGACGGACUUUUUUUAUUCCACGCAGUUUGCAUCGCACAAAAAAGACGAUGUUAUUUUUCCAUAUUUCCCAAAUUAUGCAUGCAAAACGAUCCACAUCGGAAGUGUUUUUUUAGGACACAUUCGAAAAAAUCGGAAGGUAAUAUGAAACCGAAAGUGGGUGUUUCUAGAAAAGUCGUUUUUUAUGCAGUUAAUGGUUAUUUUUUCUGCUUGCUUGCUUCAUCCAAUGUUUUAUCUAUUUGCACACAAUAUGGAAAUAUUUUAUCGGGGAUUUUUUUCAUCACAUUCAGCCCUUUUCACAAGUAAAGUUCGAAUUAUUAUAAGCAUUUUCCAAAAGGACGCAUUCUUCUCUAUCAAGACACUCUGGCUUUGAAAGAAUAAUUCCAAAUAACUUGCUGAAUAAUUUGUACCAUCUUUGAUCCUACACCGUAUCUCCCAUCAUUCCACAUUCCCUCUUACCAGCUCUGCACCAUUUACAAACAAUCAUAAUUGAAAUGGCAUAACGAAUCUCGUGACAAAAUGAUUUGUGAUGCGACGAUUGAGUGAUGAUUUUAAUUUGCUCCGAAAAUAGUCAUGGCGAUUCAGAAUACGGAGCUACAGAGACACGACGGUAAACCAUGUCGAACGUGCUUAAAUGCAUUCGGGCGUGGCAUAUAAUCCUCGGCGCUUUCGUCAAACCUCAAACCCUUCGUUAUCAUCAUUACACUCAAUUAUGCUGUAACUUUGACCGGGGAAUACUAGGGGAAUCGAACGUUGAACAUUGUAAUUGAAACCAUUGCCAGGGUUAGCAGCCCUUUUUCAUGUCCUUUUCAUCGGUGUGGUUCUCCCUAGACCGAAAUAGCUGAGUUUUGCACGUAAAAUAAUUAAUGGAGCCAGAAAACAAAACAUCCUCAUCUCAUAAAAUGGUUUAAUGACGACAUUGGGCGUUAAGCUCCAAACAAUUCCACGCAAAAGAGGCCAACUCAUUGUUAUGUGCACUAAUAUCUUAAUUAAUAUUGACAUUUUAAGGCUGAUUUGUCCUAUAUAAUCCAUUUUUGGUAAUAAUUGACUUCAUUUUUAUGGUAUCGCAUACAUACGGAAACUACAAGAAGUAAUAAAUACCUUGUGAUAUCUAUAUAGAUGCGAAAUAUGCCUCCAGACAUUUUCCAGGACAGAGAUGCUUAUCGAAAUAUCACAACCUUCAUUUCCAUCACAUCCAAACCACUCACCCUUUUCUAACACCAUCAAAUAAACGAGAGGGAAAUGCAAAAGUACUUUGUUCAGCUUACUUAACGACCCCAACACCAAGGACUAGUAGGCCACGAGCAUGGCUGGUAACGAUUAGCCGGUUCCCGUGUGGGUUUGUUUUUGUCACUUUGAUUUGGCGUAAAACAGCUUACUGAUUCCGGAUCAGACGGGGUGGCGUACAGCCUUCGGGGUGUGUUUCUCAUUUUGUGACACAUUGUACAUUGCCGCCGGUAGUUGGUGGUAUUAACAAAAUACAUCGUGAUGCUGAGUGAGGUGACAAAUUGAAGUGUGGAAAUUAAUUUACUUCAUGAUUUUUAAAUUAAGUGAUUGGCUUGGCACCUUUUUACGACGAUUGGUUACCGUCUCCUGACACUGAAGGACACAAAUUAAGCUGUGUUAGAAAUUUUACUGACUUCCAGUGCUUCGAUCAAUAUCUUACUACUUCAGUCCCAAAAUCACAAACAGCAAACAAGCAAAACCUUUGUGCGCCUUCUGGUCCAACGGAAAUCUCCAGAACCACGCCACAGCCUACUCAAACACACACUCAUAGCCCGGGAUUAUGUUUCCAUUAUUUGCACAUCAAUUAAUUCCCAUAAUGACUUCUUCCGAUUGCUUGCCAGAAGCAGGCUAAAGGACCCUGCCAUGAUCCUGUCCCUUUGCCAUUCUUUGAAGGAGAAAGUGCGCCUCCGAAAUGAACAACAGCUGAACCAACUCUUGCCUGAAGUGGUUGCCGCAGAAUGCUUCCCACAAAGGUACUUCUGGCCCGAAAAUUGAUCCUUUAUAGACACCUUUCCUUUUGGGACAUAUUCGUCCUCCGUUGAUCUUUUUAUUGCAUUGCUUGUGGUUGCACAAUGUGGUUCAAUGGAUGAUGAUUGUUACACUACAGACACCUGGCCAUGGCUCGGGAUAAUUGUUAGAUUUAUUAACCACUUUUUGCAAACCCUUCGAAUUGUAUUAAACUGCAUACCAAGAAAUUGAAGAUAUGCUUGACAAAACAUGCAUUAUUUGGGGUUCAACAAGAACAGCUCACGGCGCAUGAAGAUAAUGUAGGCAAUUUCAUAUCAACACUCUACGGUUUUUCUACAUUGUUUGAAAUUAUUUUGUUACUUACUUGCAGUUUCUAAGCGGGACAUAGCAGAUAGCAGAUUACUUUCAACAACAAAACAACCUUAUUUCUCACAAAAACGCCCCCGAUAUGCUUGCUUAUUAUUUGGCGUACUUUCUUGUCAAUUGACCAGUCGAAGGGGUAUCCCAUACUGUGUUAAUUGCAAUUCAUUUCCGUUUUCGAUUCGUUCUAAACGAAGGCGUAUAGCUGUGUAAGAAAAUUUUAUCAUAGUUGUUACCACAACCUUCUACUAGGGACCAGUUUUGGAAAGUAAAUUACGGUUUGCAGUGUUAUCCAAGCUUGGCAUUUUCCGUGAGGCAUGUCGGGCUGUGUAGUGUUUAAAUAGCACCUAACAACUCUGUCUGCCUGAAGCAAACAUGAGCCGCUGGAUACGCUUUUGGCGUUCCAUUCAAUCAACAUUACAGCUCGGCUAUGUACUUACGCAGUUUUUUGUUCUCUGCAGAAACUAUCAGAACUUAUCAGAGAAAUAAAGCGAUCAUGUUUAGCCUUAUUUUCAUGAAAACUAGCUAAGCUUCUUCUGGCAAGAUCGUCUAAUUCCGGAUAAUUGAACGUACAUGCUUCACACCUGCAUUGGAAGAUAGGCCUGAAUGACAAGAGUUUUUGCCUCUGUCCCCGGUCAUGUCCUAAAUGGUUCAGCCUAUCUUUCAGGCAGAAUACUUAUAAAUAAUGAGUGAUUCGGUGACAAAAUUCGAUAGAAUUCACCAAAGUCUGUGUAUGAUACAGCUCGAUGCUCUUUUUUGCACUAAUUCCAAGGACUGUCAAUGAAGUCAAAGGCAUCCAAGAUGACCAAACCGAUUUUGGCUAAUACUUGACCUCGUUCCUACACAGUCCUUGAGCUGGUGCCUGAAAUCGAGUAAACAUUCCAGUGAAAAAUUGACCAUUAGGUAAAUAAAUUGUUGCUCAAAGCAAUCUGAUAACAAUGUCCCGCUUGGAAACUGCAAAAGUUGAAUGAAAUUCACCCCGAGCCAUGGCCAGGUGUCUGUAAUGUAACAAUCAUCAUCCAUUGAACCACAUUGUGCAACCACAAGCAAUGCAAUAAAAAGAUCAACGGAGGACGAAUAUGUCCCAAAAGGAAAGGUGUCUGUAAAGGAUCAAUUUUCGGACCAGAAGUACCUUUGUGGGAAGCAAUCUGCGGCAACCACUUUAGGCAAGAGUUGGUUCAGCUGUUGUUCAUUUCGGAGGCGCACUUUCUCCUUCAACGAAUUGCACAAGGUCAGACAAAUAGAGACAGGAUCAUGGCAGGGGUUCUUUAGGCUGCUUCUGCCAAGCAAUCGGAAGAAGUCAUUAUGGGAAUUAAUUGAUGUGUAAAUAGUGGAAACAUAAUCCCGGACUACGAGAGUGUGUUUGAGUAGGCUGCGGCGUGGUUCUGGAGAUUUCCGUUGGUCCAGAAGGCACACGAAGGUUUAGCUUGUUUGCUGUUUGUGGGACAUAAGUAAGAAGACAUUGAUCGAAGCAAAGGAGUCAGUAAAUUUUUAACAGAUUUAAAUUCCUGUUCUUCAGUGUCAGAAAACGGUAGCCAAUCGUUGAAAAAAGCUGCUAAGGCAAUCACUUAAUGUUCAAUCUCGAUUGUACGAUUUCGGAUAAUCAGCCGUACCGGCGAACUCGUUCGACGAGAAACAUUCGUCGCUCAUGAGUGGACAGGGUUGUACCAUUAGGUUGGCCAGUACACAAUCUAUACGGUUUUCUAAUUUUUGAUCUAGAGGGCUAUGAAAUGAGUGAAAAUGAGCGUCGCGGCGAACGUUCCCAGGAACGAACGAGUUCGCCGGUAUGGCUGAUUGUUACAUUACAGACACCUGGCCAUGGCUCGGGGUGAAUUUCAUGCAACUUCUAGGUUAACGUUGAAUUGCAGACCAUAAAGCUUCGUUGAACAAAAUGGAUUAUGAUCCAAUAAUCCAAGAAAUGGCAUUAUCUUUGGUGAUGCCCACCAAAAAAAAGAAAAAAUCUCGGUUUGAAACGAAUGUAAACAACCGCAUAUGCAAACACCAGGGUUUUUUUUUAUUAGAAUGAAUAUUCAUACUUACUAGCAGUUUCCAAGCGGGACAUCGUUAUCAGAUUGCUUUCAGCAACAAUUUAUUUACCUAAUGGUGAAUUUGUCACUCAAAUGUUUACUCGAUUUCAGGAACCAGCUUCUGCUUUGUUUACUCGAUCGACGCACAUCGAUAGAAUUUUGUGGAGUGGUUUGACGUUUUGCUGCAGUGGCACAUUCCAUCCAUGACGUCAUAUUGGGAGGCAUUCAAGCUCCCCAUGGAACGUUUUUUUUUUGCAACUUCCCAAAGGCGAAUCAUUUGGUGCAAGGCCACGGAGCCACACCUGUACAAGAAGUUAUUAGGCGCAAAGCCACGGGAGUGACAAAAUGCAGUUUUUUUUUGCAAAACGUGAGCUUGUGUCACUUUUUUAAGCUUUGUCACAAUUUCGUAACCUAGCAGCCAGGAAAAAAAGUUGACAAAAGUUGAUAAAAAGUGACAACAUUUGACGUUCGCGAAAAAGCGUAAACAAACAGCUAUUUGGCGCAGUUGUGACCCAUUGCUUUGAUAAUAAUGCUAAAAUGCAUGUUUCUAAUUGAUGUAUGCAUCUAUUUAGUACUUCUUAAACAACAUAUCGAUGAUAUUAAGAUGUUUGAGCCUUUUGUCGUUUUUGUGUAUAUUUUUGGUGCGGCCACGAGAAAAGCUCAUUUUUGCAGAUGACAAGCCAUUUUGACAAAGUUGAAAUUUUUUUCAACAUUUUGUCACCUUCGUGGCCACGCGCCGAUUCAUAUCACCACUUUGUAUUUUGUUGUGUCCGCACAAAUUAAACAUGAGACGGUGUGUACGGCACAAACAGAAUAUGUAUAUUUUAUCACUACUCUUUGGGAUCGUUAUACAAUAACACGUAAUAAAUAAUAACGCAUACACACACGCAAUGCGGGGAGAGGACGACCGGUCCCAAGGUGUAUGGAUAAUAGGAGGUGAAGUGCUUCAGAGCAAAUUGACAUUUCACGACUUGACAUAACAAUACUGGGGGCUCCGGUAUUAAAAUCGGGGAGGGCUGUAGGGGGGUAUAGAAAAUUGUAUGCGAUUUGACAUAACAAUACUCAAUGAUGGCGCCCGGAAAACGCGCUAACAAUUCACCUCCUUAAUAAAGACACCUUGGACCGGUCCUGCUCGCGCCGCGAUCCUCACUGAGGACGUCACAGGAUGACAGCCCUGAUGUCAACAGUGAGCCCUCAGGAAGAGGCAGCGGUCUGUCCACAACAUAUUUAUUAAAAUAUAUGUUUAUAUGUUAGCCGUUUCGUAAACCUUUUGCAUCUUCUUCAUCUCAUGACUUUUUACACGAUGUUGGUUUUUAUAUGAAAUUUUGUGAGCUAGAAAUAAUAUAAUAUUUUUUUCAAAAAAAAUCAUACAACGAAUAAUUCUUCUUCAUUUUGCAAUAUCGCUAAUCUGGUUUUUACAAAAUAAUUUAACGAUCGCUUGUUUGACCCUUGUUAAACCGUCUUGUGUACGACCAAAAAACUUUACGUAAUCGUACAACCGCCUACCCGGGUAGGCCAUACAUUUUGUAUGGAUCAAUUAUGUUUUUCGUGGUUAACAGCGUAUAUCUUUUGAAUUACUUGUUAGAUUGGAAUGAAAACUAUCUUAUAGGUUCAUAAUAAUGUUUUAUAACAUAUCGUAGGAAAAUUUGAAUUUUAAAAAUCCUAUCAAUAUUUUUUUCAAUCAAAAAUAUGUGCUAACUCUACCACCAUAACUGGCCAGGACCCAUCCCAAGCGCCACAGAUUAAGCUUAAACGACUGGAAAAUUGAAUAUCCAUAGAAAAAAAUGAAAGCCCCACAGCUUCAUUGGUUUGAUCAAUAUAUGGCGCAUUACAACUCAUCAUUAUAUUGCUAUCCUAUUCUUGCAAUGUGUUUCGACAAGUUUCAUCUAAUCAUGACCUAUAUAGCCUUCUCAUUUUCUGAGCAAAAACCCAUAUGAAUGGUCGUGUGGUCAGAUACGUGGGUAUCAACACCAACGACCAUUACUCAAAUCUCACUUGCUUCAGGUGCUUGUGGUUUCGGUUGGAGUUUAGUAUUUAAACAAUCGUAUCGCCGUUCUAGUUCUAGCGAUGUAUAACUUCAAUGCGAAACCAUACAACAGUACAGAGGAAAUGAGAAAGCUCUCCUCCAAGCGAUGAAGCUCAACUGGUUGGGGUAUCCCACCAACAGAGAGCGCCACCAGCUUUUCCGCUAUUUUUAGAAUGCAUGAGUCGUUUGCCGUCUGCUAAACGAAGUCUUUCUAUAUUCCGUUUAGGUAGAGAACUUGAGUCGUUUAGAAGCCGUUUAGUGGUCGUUUAGUGGAUUUGUGGCACUUGGGAUGUUUUAAGUGGAUGAUUAGUCUUUUUCUAUGUUUUACUUACGUUUCUUUCAAAAGUUAUAUACAUUUUUCAAUGGUUUUGCUUGUUGUAUAAAAAUAUAUGUUGACGAUCUAUAAAAUACAGUGGAGCGCCGUUUAUCCGGGCUUCUCGGGACUUGACCUCGCCCGGAUAAGCGAAAAACACGGAUAAUGAGUCAAAUGAUAUAUUUUAUCACCAAUUCCUGGUUGUUUUUUGGAAAUUUUUCCGACUUUUUGAUAAAAAUAAUACAGUUUUUAUUAACUUCAUGUUUUUCGAAAGAGAAUUUUUAAAAUUUACCAUGAAUUAUAGUGUUUUUUGUUAUGACAAUGUGCUAUUAUAACCGCUUUUUCAAAUAUCCUCCUCAUAACGCAAUGUCACUUUUGUAUUGAACUGUCAUUUCUCAACAGCACGGAUAAACGGAAAGCCGGAUAAAAGGUACCCGGAUAAACGGCGCUCCACUGUAUGCUCAUGAUGUUUUAUUAAAAACCGGCUCCGACCGGCUCCAGACAACUUCGGAACCUCCUCCACUCCAACCCAACGGAGCCGGCUCCACACCCACGGCUCCGAAGCUGAAUCCGCUCCAGUUACUCCGAAACCUACUCCGCACCAACGACUCCGCGCUCACGGCCCUGGAGGCAGUUUUUGCAGACCGGCUUUUUUUUACCAAAAAAAUCAUGUUCAAUAAAGUUUCAAUCGGGAAGAUCCAUAAUUAGCUGAGUAAAUAAUGUUGAAAGGAAUCUAUACAAAAAUCGAUAAGUGUUGAACAUUGUUCAACAAUCACACAAUCACAUCGGGUGUUAGCUUCUACACUUGCGAGAAGAUAGAUUCGUUUUUUACGCUAUCAUACAAUGCCGUCCCUAUUGAAACGUUAGUCCAGAGCCGUUGGUCCGAAGCCGUUGAUUCACCGCCGGCUCCGGAGCCAUUGAUUCGUCGCCAGCUCCGGGGCUGUUGAUGCGGACCCAGCUCCGGAGCUGUUGGUGUGGAUCCAGCUCUGGAGCCGUGGGUGCCGAGCCGACUUCGGAGCCAUUGGUGCGCUUCAAAACACCUAUCCCUAUUCGGCAGUAACACUAUGACAAAAGUAUGAAUGUGUGUGUUAACUUUCAGCCAAUUCUAUUCUUGUAGUGGUUAGUAUCAUUUUAAAAGAGAUUAUUUCAGUGUUAAAUUCAAAAUAUUGUUACACUGUAAUACAACAUUUGAAACAAAAAAAAGACAUAAGUAUCCUCUCAAAACAUGUGGCAAGGCCGGUUGGGGUGUUGGAGUUGCAGCACAUUUUUGAUUGAAAAAAAUAUUCAUAGGAUUUGUAAAAUUCUAAUUUUACAACGAUAUGUUAUAAAACAUUAUUGUGACCCUAUAAGACAAUUUUAAUUCAAAUCUAAGUAAUUCAAAAUAUAUACGCAUUUAACCAUGAAAAACAUGAUUCUUCCAUACAAAAUGUAUGGCCUACAUGGGUAAAUUAUUUAUAUAAACUUAAAUAAUUUAAAAAAAUAUUUAAACAUUUUUGAUAUUUUUUAUUAUUUGCACUUGGGUAGAAAACAUCUUUUCUGAGGCAUUUUUAAAAUUUGAUGUCGAUACGAUUUUUUAAUCCAAAGUUAUUUUGAAAUAAAGAUGCGAAACAUACCCGGGUAGGCGGUUGUACACAUGACGGUUAACGUUGCUGUUCAGAUUGUCAACUGGGUGUGCGGAUCGGAUCGCGCAGCUUUCCAAACGUCAACGAAUAAUUCCACCACAAAGAACAUUCUUUUGUGCGAGUUCAAAGAAACGUGUUCGAUUCGCAUGCUUCAUGAGGAACAGAACGCUUGAGUGAUUUAGCAAUUUUCAAUUACUAAACAGAGUGCAUUUGUUUUAUUUAGUGGCAGUAUUCAGUUUGUUCUGUUUGCCUUCUGUUGGCUAAAGAAUGGAGGAAGCUAUUGCGGCAUUUCAUGAAGGCAUGGACACGUUUUACGAACCACAGUCUGUGACAUGUACAGCAAAAAAUAAGCGUGUGUUGUUUGCAAAAAUGUACGAUACUUUCCUUAAACCCAGUAUAUUACAAGCAAAACUUAACAAUCUAAGUGCUAAAGAAACCAUCGAGUUCCUGGUCCCCAAAAUUCUAGAUUGGAUUCGUAACAAUUCCGUUCGUGAACAAUUGAACUUGCGCAACGAUGUAAAGGACAAUACCAAAGCAGCUCAGCUACGGUCCGAAGGAAAUAAAAUGUUUCACCCGAACGUGAAACGCUACUUCGAGGCCAUCAAGCUGUACAAUGAGAGCAUCGCCUUUUCCGAAAAAGGAUCGACAGAUAGGGCAUUGGCCUAUGCAAAUCGCUCAAACAUUUGUCUGAAGAUGCAACGCUAUGAAGACUGUCUGAAGAACAUUCGGCUUGCUCGUGAGUCAAACUAUUCUGGAGAAAAGUUGAAUCAACGCGAAAAAGAUGCCAAAAAUGCUUUGGCAAAGGCUCGGAACAAGAAUGCUUCAUCGAGCAAGUUUUCUCCGGAUGUGGUGGAAGAGCCCGAGCUAAGCUAUCCGGCCAAGGAGAAUGCGCCGCAAGUUGCCAACUGUCUGGAACUGCGCAAAAACGAAGAAUAUGGACGGCAUGUGGUGACCACUCGUAAGCUGAAGGUAGGCGAUGUCGUGAUGAUCGAAAGGCCGUUCGUUACCGUGCUGAAGGAUUCGUUCCGAUAUGUUCGAUGUGAUUUUUGCCAUGGCGAACGACCAUUCACAUUGAUUCCAUGCGAAGGAUGUACCGCGGCCAUGUACUGUUCGGAGGAAUGUCUGAGUAAAGCGUACAACAACUAUCAUCGAUAUGAUUGCGGGCUUUUACGAGACUUGUAUGAAGAUUUCGAAGAAGUUUCCUUGAUUGAUAUUCGCAUGAUAGCCAUUGCGAUCACAACCUUUGAUAAUAAUCCAGAGGCAUUGAAGGAUCAUCUCGAUGCACUGGAUGAAUCCAAUGUUAACGGGUUUACGAUGGAUUGGAAUCCAUCGCAACGCAACAAGACAUUUUCAACACGGUGCACGUGUUAACCACUAAUCAAGAACGGCGACACAGCAUGUUUGUUGCAAUGUUCAUCUUCAAUGCUACCAUCCUACAUACCCUUGUUCUGGAAAGAACAGAGCUGGGACCGGUGUGCGAAGCAAACCCUGCAACAAACAAGUUUUUACUAGAUUUGAUCCUGCGAUAUAUGCAAAUCGUGAAUUGUAACAGAAAAUUGUUGUCCUUUAAUGCGUACAAGGUGAAGGAAUACGUGGCUGAAUCAUUUGCAGUGGGUUGCUACCCAUUGAUUAGCAUGCUGAAUCAUUCCUGUGCUCCCAACGUGAAACGCAUCACUUUGCGCGAUGGGCGGUGUGCCGUUUUUGUCAUCCGUCCAGUUCUUGAAGGAAGUCAACUGUUCGAUAGCUAUGAAGCGGGUCAUACAUUGCAUGAACGAGAAAUGAGGCAAUCAAUGUUGUCAUUCACGUACAGCUUCCGAUGCACGUGUGAAGCAUGUACGUUCAAUUAUCCU
This is a messenger RNA of Anopheles coluzzii, 10420 nucleotides long. RefSeq names its product SET and MYND domain-containing protein 4-like. Gene Ontology annotation, molecular function: protein binding. Lineage: Eukaryota; Metazoa; Arthropoda; Insecta; Diptera; Culicidae. The transcript has 3 exons. Bases 8838 to 9941 code for a protein of 367 amino acids. The record is from RefSeq and is a predicted model, not a curated record.